AGAUAUAAUCGUAUAUACAUUAUGCAUAGUGUACUUAAAACUGCCGUUUGGCUCUCGGCCUGUGGUGGCCUCCAUCUAGUCGGUGCAAACCCCGUCAAGCUCACACACAUGGCUAUAGACGAGCACUCCGAUAUUAAUAUCCUCCCACAAGACAGUCUGACACACUUAUCUGCGCAUGUGACCUCGAAAAACGAAUCGCCGAAGGUGUUCGUACACGCCACCGCCCAGGAAGCCUUGACGGACAAGGGCGCAGCGGCAGCAGCGUCGUUCAAAAAUGAGUACAACACAACGGGAUGGGACAAAUUAUGGGUCACCACGUCAGAGAAGGAGAAUGUGGAGAGCGCUCUGUUCGCCGCAGGCUAUCUCGAGGGUAUGUUAACGUGGCAGAGCAUAUACUCGUCAUGGGUAAACAUGCGUGCUGAUUGGUUCGAUGGAGGGCUUAUCCCCAUUGGCCUGCAAGAGUGGAUCGCCGACAACAUCGAAUGGACCCGCUACAAUGCGGAACACGACCUCGAUCACUGGACACAGCGAGAACGAGCUUUCUGGGCUGGUGUCAACAACACCAUCGAUCAGCUAGAUGGCUUGGUCAUGGGCUAUCAAGACCAUGCAGAUGCCGCAAGGGAACUAACCAAGGUGGAUAUCUACAUGCUGAGCGCCGACGGUGAUCUAGAGACUUUGGUGCCCAUGUACACCGAAGAAAGCAGGAAGGAGAAGGCUGAGCAGGAACAGAACGAAUGGGAGAGCGGACAGGAGGAGCAGCGCAAGAACGAUCGAUGUAGUGCACUGUUCAAGGUGCUUCCAGACAAGUCGGAUAUAUUCAUGGGCCACGCAACCUGGGACCAUUACCAGCUGAUGGUACGGCAAUUGAAAACGUACGACUUCCGGUUACAGUGCAGUCCUGAGUCGAUAGCCAGAGGCGAGUGUGAGGUGCAACGCAAUGCCAUCUCGUUCAGCUCUACGCCCGGGUUCUUGUGGUCGCUGGAUGACUUCUACCUAACCACGGCGGGCCUGCUUGUGAUGGAGACAACCAACAACAACUACAAUGACGCACUGACACACACCAUCACCCACAAGUCCGUCCCGUGUUGGAUCAGAGGUACUGUGGCCAAUCUCUUGGCUGAAGACCCUGAGGAGUGGUCUGAGAUCUUUGGAAUCCACAACUCAGGCACGUACGACAGUCAGUGGAUGGUACUCGAUCUCAAUCAGUUCACUGCGGGCCAGGACCUGCCGCCUAAGUCAUUCUAUGUCCUCGAGCAGUUGCCAGGCAUCAUCCGAUACCAAGAUAUGACCCAGCAACUCAACGAAGAUGGCUACUGGGCCUCAUACAAUGUACCGUACUUCCCCGAGAUCUACGAAAAGAGCGGAUGGAGCGACAAGUACGAGAAAGGGGGCGACGAGUGGUCACACGAGAAGUGCCCACGCGCAAACAUCUUCAGACAGCAGCAGUCGUCGGUGACGGAUAUGGACUCGAUGAAGCGCAUGCUGCGGUACAACGACUACGAGAACGAUCCGCUGUCACUGGGCCAACCAGGCAAUGCUGUCGCCGGGCGUUGGGAUUUGGCCAAAGGGGAAAAGUUUCAACUCGACGGAGCAAUCGACGCGAAGGUCACGAACAUCGCCAUGGGACGGGAUAUGAAAUUCUGGGCUGUCAACGGACCUACAAGCGACCAACAGCCCGUGUUUACAUGGAAAGCCUAUGAGAAUAUCACACACAUGGGUCAACCAGAUGUCUUCGAUUUCGACUGGGUUGAGUUCCAGCCGUUUCCGUAGCAGGGAGCGGAGUAAAGUGGGAAGUUACUUUAGCUAGCAUAUAUAUAUUGAAGCUAACGUAUAUAUGAGUAUAAAUUCAUAUAUUUAUGUAUGUAUAUAUAUAUAUAUAUCGAACAGAAGAAAAUGAGGUGGAAAUUAGAUAAGGUGCAGAUGUAAGGUGUAUUGUUUCGCCUCACCUGUAUUUGUCUACUAAUGGAAUGCUUGCGCUGUCCAUAGUAUGAGCAAGGCACGAGUAAUUUAGAGCAUGUACAUGCUAUGGUGCGUGUAGUUGUAUAUAUAUAUAUAUAUAUAUACGCACAAUGAUGCAUGCAGACAUACACAUGUCCGCAUGAGCAUCCGUGUGAAUACAGUGUGCACACUCCAGUCACGUAGGUAAAUCUAUCUGAAUUAGAAUGUAUGCAAAAGCCAAUAAAAUAGUGAAACUAUACGACCUG
Molecule: messenger RNA, 2204 nt
Organism: Sphaeroforma arctica JP610
Lineage: Eukaryota; Ichthyosporea; Ichthyophonida
Exons: 10
Coding region: 22-1770 (582 amino acids)
Biological process (GO): phospholipid catabolic process
Cellular component (GO): extracellular region
Molecular function (GO): glycerophospholipase activity
Source: RefSeq, a predicted model, not a curated record